Messenger RNA from Vicia faba (fava bean), 816 nucleotides. NCBI's taxonomy places the organism in Eukaryota, Viridiplantae, Streptophyta, Magnoliopsida, Fabales, Fabaceae. The record is from the annotation of a GenBank genome assembly.
AUGCUCAUUUUAUUCCAUCUCGUCCCUUUGCAAAGUUUGAGUUCUCGUUCUUCCUUUUCGUUUAACCUAACACCCGCCACUGUAAUUCAACAACACCGCUGGUUCGCAUCUCUUCUUCACCAUCCUUCUUCCUUCUACGGUAUAAAGGUUUACGAUCUUGAGACUGAUCGAUUUGUCCUAUUGGAAGAAGCUUCGGAGCCUAGUGUUGAACUUCUGAAGGUGAGAAGUGAGGAAAAGGAACUUGGCGGCCGGGGAAUGGUGAUCUCAAGUAGCAAUCCCCAAUAUAAGGAGAUAGCCAUCAGGAGGAGGAUUGCUAGCAUAUUCAAUAAACGGGAAGAUGAUUUUACGACUUUGAAAGAGUACAAUGAUUACUUGGAGGAAGUUGAAGACAUGACGUUUAACUUGGUUGAAGGAAUAGAUGUUGCUGCUAUCGAAGAACAUAUUGCUAAAUACCAAGAAGAAAAUUCAGAACAAAUAAUGAUUAAUCGAGCCCGAAAGGCUGAAGAAUUAGCUGCAGCUAUGGCAGCAAUCAAGGCACAACCUGCCGAAAUUGAUAAUGAGGAUGCCAUCCAAAAUUCGCAAGCCGGGUUUGGUACUGUUCCUCAGGGGCAAUAUGCACCUACAAUUGCAGGAGGACAACCUAGACCUACAGGCAUGAUGGGACCACAACCUUUACCUCUUGGUGGAAGUGACGGUGGCUACAUAGUUGAGAACGAGGAAACAUUUAGGCGGAGAGCAAGAGCUGGAGGGUGGAGUAAAGAAAUAUGCAGGAAGAGAGCUUUUGAAGAAGCUUUUGGAAGCAUUUGGGUUUCAUAG